This is a messenger RNA of Paramecium sonneborni, 1531 nucleotides long. The record is from the annotation of a GenBank genome assembly. NCBI's taxonomy places the organism in Eukaryota, Ciliophora, Oligohymenophorea, Peniculida, Parameciidae.
AUGGGAAACCAAUAAGUUUUGGUAAAUUAUGAUUCUGCCCUUGUUUUUGUACAAGACUUAGGAAAUCAAUUAUUGGAUAAAGGAAGUUUUUAACAUCCUUCUUUAGGAUCUAUUAGAUUGUGGUAAAUUAAAAAAGAACCAUAAAAGUUGUUAUUUUCUUUUGUAUUUUGAUGUUAUCAUUUAAGGUUUUGUCAACUUCAGAAUUAGAUUCAUCUAUAUUAUAAGUUCAUUAAGUUAGAUGUAAGAUGUAACAUCCAAAUUUAUUAAAAUAUUAUGCCUGUUUUAAGGAAUCAAGAAUUGGUGGUGUGGAGAAGUAAUAAUAUUUUUUUGAAUAUUAUCCAAAAACUUUAAAAUAAAUUACUAUUUGUGCUCCAUUAAAAGAAGAAAAUAUUUGGGAUGUAUUAUAUUUUUAUAAAAAUAAAGUUUGUUGAACAAAUUAUCAAUGUGAUGGAAUAUUUGUAGCAAUUAAAUAAAUUCCAUGGAAAUUUAUCAACAGAAGCUAUUUUUAUUGAUGAAUUCUAAAAGGUCAAACUUUUGGAUAAUUUGGGCUAAAAACGCUAAAAUGAAUUUUCAAUAUCAGAAGAUAUAUUUUCAUUAGGAUUAAUAAUUCUCGAAAUGAUGACCCAAAGGAGUAUGUUUUUUUAUUAUAUAUGAUUAGCAAGCCAAUUGAAUUUCAAUAAUGCUUUAAAAUAAUUAAUGGGUUAGUAUAGUUUAUAAUUACUUUAACUAACAAGCAAAUUAUUACAAAAUGACGUUGAAAUAAAAACAGAUUUUAUUGAAUUAAAAAAAAUCAUUAAUAAUAGAUUUAAAAUUCCAAUAACAAACAAAUAGGCUUAGUUUAUAAAAACUGAAGAAGGAUAUUCAACUAUAUCUUAUGUUUAAAUUUUGGAUAAAUAAGAGAUUGAAAUAAUUAAAUAAAAAUAACUUUUUUAACAGUAAAAUCAACAAUAGAUGAUAAAUAAAUUAAAAUAAAGCUAAACUAAAUAAAUAUAGGAAGUUAAAAUCAAAUUAUUAUCACAGUAAAUUGUUUAGCCAUAAAAAAUAUAAAUUAAAUAAAACUUAAUCAAAAAGAAUUCAAUAAAAUAAGUUUCUUUAUAACUUAAUAGGGAUGAACAAUAACAACUUAUUAGUUUUGUAGAACAAAGAGGCAAUCCAGUACCUAAUUUUCAUUAAUAAAGAUAUUCUCUUUAAAUAUAAAAUAAUACUAUAAAAACAUAAAAAAAAGAUAAAAUUUAGUAGUAGUGUUCUUAAUAAUCAGAUAAUAUUUUAAAUAAGUAAAUCAUCCUAAAUUUAUUAUAACGACAAGGAAAUAUAAAUAAUUAAUUAUAGAAUUAAUCAUAGAAACUGGAUUUGCGUUCCUCAAUUAGUUCUAGUCAUAGCACUUAAAUUUUUUAAUCUCAAACUCAAAGAAUAUCAACUUGUCCUAAUUCUGUUAACUUAAAGUCUAAUCAUACAUUUUCAACUGUAAUAAAUAUUGUAAUUAAAUUUGUAGAUACCAAUUCAUCCAUCCAAAAAAAUAAAUAAAAAAUGA